This is a messenger RNA of Aspergillus wentii DTO 134E9, 741 nucleotides long. RefSeq lists its product as uncharacterized. Lineage: Eukaryota; Fungi; Ascomycota; Eurotiomycetes; Eurotiales; Aspergillaceae. Bases 1 to 741 code for a protein of 246 amino acids. The transcript is spliced from 2 exons. The record is from RefSeq and is a predicted model, not a curated record.
AUGUCACCAAGAAUUGUUCUCAUCACUGGCGCCAAUGCCGGUAUUGGCUUUGCAACGGCCAAGUUCAUCUCUCAUGCCUGCAAAGACUUCCAUGUCAUCAUCGCCAGUCGUUCACUGGACAAGGCCCAACAAGCCUUGAAUGACAUCAACUCGGACAAUCUCUCCACCAUCCAGCUGGACGUGACAAACCAAUCGUCUAUCCAGCAAGCCGCCGCUCAGGUCGACCAGCAAUUCGGCCGUCUCGACGUCCUCAUCAACAACGCCGGCAUAAUGAGCCGCGACGACGACAUCAAAACCCGCAUGCAGGCCAACAUGGACGUCAACGUCGUCGGCCCCGCUGUCGUCGCAGACGCCUUCCGCCCUCUGCUCCUGCGAUCGCAGAAUCCCUACUCCAUCUACGUGAGCAGUGGCUUGGGUUCACUCACCGACGCCGCCGACCCUACCUCGCCAACGUACAACAGCUUCAGCAACGUCGAGGCCUAUCGCGCCAGUAAAGCAGCACUGAACAUGCUUAUGAUCCAAGAAUAUGCAUUUUUCGGCACUAAAGGUCUCAAGACAUUCGCCUUGGAUCCUGGCUUGGUAAGGACGGAUAUCCGCGGCACCAGUGAGGAGGCGCGUACGGGGGGCGGUGCAGCGCAGGAUCCGGAGGUGCCUGCGCAGGCGAUUUUUGAUAUUAUUCAAGGACAGCGUGAUGCUGAUGUUGGUCUGUUUGUGCAUAAAGAUGGCGUGUGUCCGUGGUAG